CGCGGGAGCGGGGGCGGGUUUAUGGCGGCGGCUCUGUCCGCACUCGCUGCCAGGCUCUCCCAGUCGGCCGCGGCCAGGUCCUACGGCGUGUUCUGCAAGGGGCUCACCAGGACCCUCCUCAUCUUCUUCGACCUGGCCUGGAAGCUCCGCAUCAACUUCCCCUACCUCUACAUCGUCGCCUCCAUGAUGCUCAACGUGCGGCUGCAGGUCCAUAUUGAGAUCCAUUGACUUGUGACUUGGUGCGCUGCUUCUGCUUUAUGCUGCAACUAGAGUCAGUCACACUUCAAAUCCAGCCUGCUGUGAAACAGCAAAGCUGUGCUCGUGGACUAUGAAGAAAGAAGAUUUUACCCAGGAACGAGUAUGUGACAAUGGUCCAGAUGAUCACAAGCCAGCAGCUCAUCUGACAUAUGUGCAUUCCAUGUUGGACAGUUCUCGAAAUCAUAGUAGCUGUUUACAAGAAUUAUAUAACAUCAGGAAUUGUUCUCUCUUUAAUAUUAUACCUCUGUCUUCUGUUGGCAAGGAAAUGCCUCUGAGUUUCAGUGAAUCAGCAGAGACGAACUCAAGUGCAGCUGCUCCUUGGAAGGAUUCAUUUCAUCUGCAUUUUUCUUCUGGGAAAGACAGUCCUGAUAGGGUUUCUCACUGCACUGGUGGCAUUUCAGUAACAAGCUGGCUGGAAGAAGCUUGUAGCAUUUCUGGAGACUUCAGCUCAUGCUGCCCAGGAGACAACUCUGUAUGUUUUGCACAAUUCGGGCCGGGAAAUUUGCAGUAUAAUAAAAACCUGUGGCUUCUGGAACUAGAAAUGAGCAGUAGCAAAGACAAUGAAUUGCAGUUUGUAUUUUUUAAAACAUUGGAGCUUGGUGGACUCCCUGAUCCCUGUUCUAAUCCAGUUGCCUCUCUGAGCAACUCUGCUAUGGGACUCUCAACCAACCAGAAACCAUGUUUUUUUCUUUGUUUCUUAAACUGUGUAUCUUCAGAGCAAACACUUGGAUACGAGCAAGUGCUUUUGAAUAUACAAUAUGUGACUAAUAAUUUUCACAUCACACAGCUGGUAAUUUCUGUGCUAGCUUUUGCACUAGCAGAUCUCUGGUAUGCAGUAGUGAAGGUAAAAAUGUACUGAGAUUUUAAUAACUACUAUUUUUAAUAUUAGCAGAAAAUGAGACAAGGUUACAGUUCAGGUUUUAGUGAGAAUUAGCUGAAGUAAAAACUAUAGUUGUAUAAUUGCUAGUUAAACUGGCUGUUGGAAGAAUAGGGACUUUUUUCCUUUUUUUUUUUUUGUAAGGAGUAGCUGCAUCUGAGUGUAAAGAACUUAAUAAUCUUCAGACUCUGGGACUUCUGCAGGUCUGCUGUUAACACUAAACAACAACCCAGUUAGCACAGGUCCUUUGUUUUCUAUAGAGUUUGUAUUAGUGGAGUGUUCUGGCUACUACUAUUUAUACCCAUUUCCAAUGAAACUUGUUGUUUGUAGAACUGAAUUCCUGCUCUGAAUCCAACAGCAACUAAUGUAUCAGUCCUUAGAACACUUUUAACUGGAAAGCUGUUGGGAGGGUGGUCUUCAAUACAGCAUAAUUGUCACAGCAUCACUUUCCAAGGAUGGUACUGCUUUAAUUUAACAAUACCUUGUGAGCUUUAUUGUGCUACAAUAGACACUGCAAACAACUUUGUAAAGCAAUUUUUUUGUGAUUGCAUUGCUGAAAUACAGUAAUAACUUCUGGGCCUGUUGAUUUUGGGACAGGCUUCUGGCAAUGAGGUUUGCAAAAGAAUGGGGCAAAUAUGCUGGAAUCCAUAGAGCUGCUGGUGAAUAGAAUUUUGAGAAACAGGCUCCUGUUGGCACUUCAGUGGAGGAACUCACUGUGCAGUAGGUCAAACUUUGAACUCAAUGUCCAAAAUUCUCAGCAGGAGCAUUGCUGUAGAUAAGCUUAAUCUGCUCUAAAGGUUCACAUAAAGAGGGAGGUAUUGGUGUGUGAGUUAGAAUGCAUUUUCAGCUUCCCCUUGAUUCUGACUUAAAAGUGAGGACUUAAUGUGGACUAAAGCCAUGGCAAUGAUUCACACACUAGGUAUCCUUUUUGCCAGCUGCUCUUGCUUUAUCUUGGAAAGAGAGGAAAUUAUGUUGCAUUUAGUUUGAACUGAACUUACCUGGAAAGCCAGUAGAGUUUCCAUUGUGGUGGUUACUGGACUGUUAGCACAUGUGUGUAGAGAAGUCCUUGAUUAUGAUGAUGAGAUACUGGUUAUCAGACUUAGGGAGAGAAGCGCUGAAAUUUUUAAAUCUUGAGUGCUGAAAAUAAGAUAUUUUACUUUUUAUGUUAAAUGAUAUGUUGUGUUUUCAUGAUCCUCAUUGGCUGAUUGUUUCUUUUGGAUGCUAAGAGAGAUGAACAGCCACUUAAUUUAAUUUAGAAAAUAACUUCUCCCUGGUGUGCAUUUCAGUGAUUGUUUAACUUGUAGACUUCUGACCAAUUACCUGUCACAAAGUGACCAAAAGCACCAAAAUAAUACUGGAUUAUGUAUUUUAAGUAAUUACUCUGACAGCAACAGUUCCCUCUUAAGUCAAGAUAUUCACUCUCAUCUCCACUGCUGGAAUUCAUCAGCCUUGUGUGAGUGGCAUUAACACAAUUUAACAUGUGGUGUUGCAGAGGUUCAAGAUUCCUGAAUUGAUGUGGAUCUGACAUCCCAGAACACCAGAAACGAAGACACUUCUUCAAAGGUCUUGGCUUGGAGUUACGGUGUUAAGCUGCUGUCUGCCUGUAUCUUGACCCAGAAAAACACUUAGCAGAGCUGAAAGCAGAGGAAUGAAGGCAGGGAGGGGUUGGAGCCUGUUUAGGCUGGCUUGAUUGCUAAAGACAACGUUGUGCAACUCCAUAUUAAUCUCUCUAUGCAGCUCCACAGGUACAGCCAUACCCUCCCUGUAUGGCGAGCCUUACCUUAAGAUGUGCAUGAACACAGUUCUGCACCCAAAACUUGAGUGCUUGGACCUCUGGUACAAAGGAUCAGUUGGCACAGCUGUACCUGCAGUUGUUACUUGACACUUUGUGCAGCUGACUGGUUUGGCCUGGAACAUUCUCUGCUGUAUGUCAUUUGGGAACUACAUGUUUUUGGAACCAUAGUUCUAUACAAGAGCUUGUAGGUGAGAUUGUCAGGUUAAUAGGCAAGGGGAGUAGCUAAAGGCAUGAAAACAUCAACUCAGUUUUUAAUGCACCUCUUUUUUCAUGGUGAUUUUUGGGGUGGGGGAAAUGAAACACCAGAGACAACACCAACGAAGUAGAAUUUAAAUGUGUGUACAGCAGAGUGCCAAGGGCUUUCUCCUUAUCCACAAGCCUGUUGAGGAGGAGAUCUUGGAAUACUGAGUUGUUAUGUAUCACAGUCCAGCUAAUACAGUCCUGUUUUAAGCAAAGUCUUGUUUGAGUGCGUGGCCUUUCAUCACUUAUUACAGGAUCACUUUAAAUACAAUAUAGCUAAGUGAAAUGAUGGAUGUUUGUUGUGUAUUACAUGUAUAUUGAACAUAAUAUACAAAGAAUACUUAAAUAAGUGGAUUUAAUCCAUUUUAAGAUAGUUUAUGUACCUUGCCUUGAAUUUUAUUGCUUGAAACCUAAAAGGUAAUUUUAACUUGAACAUUCCUUCUGAAAUUCAAAUAAAGGAUAGUUUGGUAUGUUAAAAUCUCAUGUAAUAUACUGCACUUUAAGCCUGGGGAGGCCAUGGAUUGAAAGUGCUGUUCUUGCACUAACAGAACUGCUUGCCCUGACUGAGACAAUGUUUAAAUGGCUUUUCCUGUCUGGAGAGAGAAUAGGGAACCUGAAGGAUGGCAUCCAUCCUUUGAAAAUAUAGUUAAAUCUAACACUGUAUGGUUCAGGGUGUUAUUCUCACAGAUGUUUUGAUAUUAACUCAUCUCAAAAGAUGGAAGGUGUCUUGGCCAAGAAUCAGUGUGUGUGGAGUUUCAUGGCUUCACUAUGUCCAGUGUGGAAAACUUUCCUGAGUUAAUGUGCCGUUAGGGCUGUCUCAGAUGAUUAUUAUAGUACAGUAAAAUAACAGUAGGGGUAAGGGACCUUUAUAUUCAACCAGGAGUUGCCUUCGUAUUUCUGUAUUUUUGUCUCUCCUUCUCUAGAAAGAGGUUAUUUCUAAGCAAAAUGUCAGGGUUCUACUGAACAACUUGUGCUAUCUAAAGUUUCAUUGAUUGGUGUCCAGAUCCUUCCUGCGCUACAUAGCAGUUUUAUUUCUGCCAUUAGAAAAGAAGUAAGAAAAUACUCAAUAUUUAGACAAUUUCCUAAUAGUUACACUUGAGUGAAAAUUUACUAUAGGGUGUACUGCUUUGAAAAGAAAAUAUACUUUUAAAUGUGUGUGCACAAAGCUCUGCAUGCAGAUAAAGUGUUUUAUUACAGUAUGAUGUUGGGAUGCCUAUGCAAAUGCUUGUUUACUUUCUGAUGUUUCAGUGCUAAAUGCAGUAGAGAUGGUGGUGUUACUUCUCUGUGUGGUUUUAGCCAGUGCAAUCUUAGCAAUUGUGUGUCUGCAUCAUCCUGCACAGGGGACAGUACUAGCUGUAGACAUUUUUUAGCCUUUUGCUUUUUCAGUGUUGGGUUGGUUUUUGCUGUUGUUUGUGGUUUAUUUCUCUCUUUUUAAAAAGUUAUUAUUAGGACUAUAAAGACAGCACUUUCUUAAACUUUGCCAAAGUUCGCUUCCUUUCUUCUUUUUUUCCCCUUCUUUGCCCCUUAUAGGCAUACACAUUUAAUUUUUGGAAGAAGCAAGCCUGUAUGUACUCUCCUAAUAUAUAGUCUUAUUGUCAGGUUACUCCUUUUGUUUUUAUGGCCUGGUCAUGCAUAUAUUUCUCUCCCUAUAAUUUCUCAGCAUAAGCAUAUGCUGAUAUUUUGUUCCGCCUCAGACACACUGUUCUAUAAUUAGUUAUGCACAACAAAUUGUGAAAAACCAUGUAGGGAUGUAAGAGUCCAUAGUCUCUCAUUAGGGUGUAUGAAAAGUAGUAUAACUGACAGAGCAAUAUGUAGCCAAUGUGAUGUAUUUCUGCUUUUUUCCUCUUCAAAACAGCUGCUUUAAUUAGAUUCCAGUAUUUAAUAUGAGUAUGUGGUACCUCUGACAGCUGAGAAUUGCAGCUAGAAUUUGGGGCUUACAAAAUACAUUAAGGUUAGAACUUAGUGUAACUUUAAAAAAAAUUACAGAGCACAUUCACAUGAAUAUUUUAAAACCUUUUUUUCCCCUAAGAGUGCACAGAAUAAAAUGUGUUCUGCCACUUGUUUCUGUAAUGCAGAGCCAGUAACUGGGGGUGGGAGGAGAACCCUUUAUAGACUGCAGAGCCUCUAAUCCUCAAGGAAGAGCUGCACUUGAUAGAACUUUUAAAAUAAACCAAAUGUUGCCUAUACUGAUAUUUAUGAUCAACUGUCAUACUUAAAUUACAAGGUCAUAGAUAUCUCCUGACAGUGUGAAAAUGAGCGUAAUAAAUACAGAAGUGUUAGAAUAAUGCUAUCCUUUACCAGCCUGCACUGGCAAAAGCAAAUCCUAUUGUACCUUGAAUAGUAAUUGUCUACUGCAUCCCAAAAUCUCAAUUAUCUUAGUCUUUUUGGAAUUAGUGAUACAAGAUUCAGACUAUGAUGGGUAUCUCGUUGUUAAUGAUGAAAUAAAUUUAAAAGCUAAAAUAUUUUUAAAGAAAGACCAGAUGGACUUCCACAAAGAAAAUCUGCCUUGAAAAGGUCCAUUUUAUUUGCGUGAUCUCUAUGUAUAGUCUGUUUUGCAAAUUCCUUCAUUCUUCAUGGAAGAUUGCUAUAAACUUGAUAACAAAAAUGGUCAAAACCCAAACUUGCAAAAGUAUUAGUGUUUAUGUUUGUAGUCAGUUUUAGCUAUUAUCAAACAUAAUUCCUAAAUGUAAUUUAAGCUUUUGUUCUUAAAAUUAGGGAAAUUGAAUAUUUCCAUUUGAAAUAAUGCCUGAUUCAUCACUUGAAGUUGAGUGAAAACAUUUCUUGAAAAUGGGUUCUGCUACCUGAUGGUGACUAAUUUUCAAUGCUGAUACUCAUUACUUCCUGUAAACUGUGAUGUUAUCCCUGCAGAACAAUUUUAGCCUAUGGCCUUGGUCUUUGGCCCUAUUUUUUUUUUUUUUUAUUAUUAAUUUUUACUGCAAUGUGGGAGGUGAAGAAGGCUGGCACAUUUUUUUUUUCCAGAGAAAUAUGUUUACAACUUUGUACUUUAAAAAUGUAUUGUGACACUUUUAACUUGGGAGAGAAGGUUCCGUAGUAGACUUGAAAUCUGAACUCUGGAGUAUCAGGCGUGCUCCCCAAGCUGCCAGAAGCUGUUGACUGUGAAGCUGCUCGCUCACACCACAGGAGGGAGUUCCACAUCAGUCUUUGGAGUAUUUUCGGUUAUGGCAUUGUUAGUACAUCUUGCAGUACAGUGCAUUUCAGUUUGCCUUGUCUUAUACAUUGUCACUGCAAGUAGAUUAAUGUACAAAAUCAAUACACAGCAGUAAUGUAUUGUAACUGUUUACAGUUGAACUCAAGAGUACCAAUGGAUGGGUUUUGUCAAGCUAUUUAA
Cinclus cinclus is the source of this 6519-nucleotide messenger RNA. RefSeq names its product small integral membrane protein 10-like protein 2A (gene SMIM10L3). The coding region runs from base 22 to 228 and encodes 68 amino acids. Lineage: Eukaryota; Metazoa; Chordata; Aves; Passeriformes; Cinclidae. The transcript has 2 exons. The record is from RefSeq and is a predicted model, not a curated record.